Calidris pugnax (ruff) is the source of this 1599-nucleotide messenger RNA. It is a transcript of the gene FOXF1, whose product is annotated as forkhead box F1. The coding region runs from base 32 to 1285 and encodes 417 amino acids. Lineage: Eukaryota; Metazoa; Chordata; Aves; Charadriiformes; Scolopacidae. Gene Ontology annotation, biological process: regulation of transcription by RNA polymerase II; animal organ morphogenesis. Gene Ontology annotation, molecular function: RNA polymerase II cis-regulatory region sequence-specific DNA binding; DNA-binding transcription factor activity, RNA polymerase II-specific. The record is from RefSeq and is a predicted model, not a curated record. Gene Ontology annotation, cellular component: nucleus. The transcript is spliced from 3 exons.
CCGGGGCUGGCCGCCGCGGACCUGGCCGUAGAUGACUGCAGAAGCGCAGCAGGCUCUGUCCUCUCAGCCCCCUCCUCCUCCGGUGCAGAGCAGCUACGGCCCCAUGUCCUCCGUGGCCGAGAAACAGCCGCAGAGCUCGGCCAUGGACGCCGCCUCCGCGGCUCCCGGCGGGGCGGGCGGUAGCUCCACUGGAAGCGGCGGCGGGGCCCCGGGUAACGGAGGUCCCAAAGCGAAGAAAACCAACGCGGGGAUCCGGCGGCCGGAGAAACCGCCUUAUUCUUACAUCGCCCUCAUCGUCAUGGCCAUCCAGAGCUCGCCUUCCAAACGCCUGACCCUCAGCGAGAUCUACCAGUUCUUGCAGAGCCGCUUCCCUUUCUUCCGAGGUUCCUACCAGGGUUGGAAAAACUCGGUGCGCCACAACCUCUCCCUCAACGAGUGCUUCAUCAAGCUGCCCAAAGGGCUUGGACGCCCGGGCAAAGGCCACUACUGGACCAUCGACCCCGCCAGCGAGUUCAUGUUCGAGGAAGGCUCCUUUCGCCGCCGACCCCGCGGGUUCAGGAGGAAAUGCCAAGCGCUGAAGCCCAUGUACAGCAUGAUGAACGGGUUGGGCUUCAACCACCUCCCCGAAAGCUACGGCUUCCAGGGCUCGGCCGGCGGGCUCUCCUGCCCCCCCAACAGCCUCUCCCUCGAAGGGGGCUUGGGGAUGAUGAACGGGCAUUUAUCCGGUAACGUGGAAGGGAUGGGCCUGGCGGGACACUCCGUGCCCCACCUGCCCGCCAACGGUGGGCAUUCCUACAUGGGCAGCUGUACCGGCUCCUCGGCGGGGGAUUACCCGCACCACGAGAGCUCCGUGCCCGCCUCCCCGUUGCUCGCCGGCGGCGGCGUGAUGGAGCCCCACUCGGUUUACUCCAGCUCGGCCUCGGCGUGGGCUCCCUCCGCCUCGGCGGCCUUGAGUGGCGGCAGGAACGGCGGAAACAGCCCCGGGCUUGGCGGCGUUUCGGCCUCCCUCCGCCCGGUGUCUCGCCGCCGGCCCCGCUGGACCCAGCGUGUUCCCCCGCUCCGCACCCCGCGGACAUUGCGCGCUGGCGGAGGCGAGAGGAAAAUCUCAGCGGCCCGUCCCACAGGCAUCCCGCGGUAUCACUCCCAGUCUCCGAGCAUGUGCGACAGAAAGGAAUUCGUCUUCUCUUUCAACGCCAUGGCCUCCUCCUCCAUGCAUUCGGCGGGCAGCGGCUCCUAUUACCACCAACAAGUGACAUACCAGGACAUCAAACCCUGCGUUAUGUGAUACGGGGCGGAAAAAACACCUCCUGGGGCCGGCAUGGCCUGACACUGAGUGUCCCGUGUGUCCCCCCCGCCUCAAAAAAGGACCCUCUGGGUGGAAAAGAGGAAGGGGGGGUCUCUGCAGACUUCUUCAGGAGGUAUAAGAGGGGAGCGGCCCCGGGGCUGAGCUUUGCCCCGCAGCUGAGCAUCGGCCGGACCCCCCGUCUCCACCGCGGGGUCCUCAAAUCACAGACGGUCUCUGCCUUCUUCUUCUGCUUCUUCCACUGGGGAUGGGUUGAGAGGAAAGCAAAAAAAAAGCAGCCGCCCUCGAAAACCCCG